Coregonus sp. 'balchen' is the source of this 23156-nucleotide messenger RNA. NCBI's taxonomy places the organism in Eukaryota, Metazoa, Chordata, Actinopteri, Salmoniformes, Salmonidae. The record is from the annotation of a GenBank genome assembly.
UUUAAUUCGCACCUUAAUUAAAGUAUUCUAUCUCGGACCAUGGACUGUUCUUUGUCACGGACCUCGGGACUAUUGAGGUGCUUCGUUGCAUGAUAUAGUAAUAUUUUCAUGAGUGCGCUGUUGUGGGUGGGAUUGUACUGCAAAAGAUUCAAAGCGUAGGCUAUAGGUUUAUGGAUUCGGGACUCACACGGCGAGGACCCAUGGAAGCUGCGACAAAUGUGGACAUGAUGCAGUAAACUUCGAGUAAAGGAUAGUUAUGAAUGGGCGAAUUAAAUUGUGUCGGUAUAUUGCAAUAAUAGAACAAUAAUGGAUGGUUUUUGUUACGUGCUAUAUUGCAUAGUGACUAAACUUGAGCUGUAAUGCAAAGCCUACAUGGGUUUUGAUAUCGGCGCUGACAAUAUAUUUAUGUGUGGCAACGUAAACAUUUGGAUUAUCUUUGAUUUAACAUAACGGUGAGAGUCGUUAACCAAAGACUGGUUAUCUCUACAUGGCUUGUCGUGAUUUGGCGCGGGGGAAUUCAAUAAACAUAAUGCCUUCUCUUCGUUUCGCGUAAUCUGAACAUUACGUUUUAAUCUUAAAAAUAGGAAAAGUAGUGUGCGUGCGUUUGGGCUUUGCGCUCCUCAGGAAUCCUGUGAUUUGUGUGAUUGGCCAAUAUCAAAAUGCCCACCUCACGCUCGGGCGCUAGCCCCGUGGAAUACUGGGUCGAUGGCUCGCGCCGAGAUGUCUCCAUGGAGGAGUUCUACACCAUAGGCCCUGAACUGGGAAGGUAGAGUACUGAACUGUGUGUUCCUUAAUUGACACCAAUGUGUAAACACCACCAGCAUCAUCACCUUCAUAACUAUCAAAAGGGUUGUUUCUGGUCAUGUUCUGUAGAAACAUACAGUAUUAUAUGAGUGGAAUUCCAUCCAUUGGGAUCUAGUUUGUCAUAUUAAUCUAUGGGUAUAGCUAAAGGGUUCAUUUUGAAAUACCAUGUUUAAAAUGUCAGUAUUCAUCUAAUGUGUCUAUCUCAUAGUUUAGAUUUGAUACUCUAAGACAGACAGAACACACAUUCAUGUACAAUUCAUCAAUUACAUGCGGAGUUCAGGCCAUGGACAGCUCCUCCUGACAAUUCAUCUCCCAUCCUCUCACCUCACAAGUAGCCUACUAAAAUUAUUGUCAAGACACAUUCAACAUGUCAACACAGUAUUUUCACUCUGUCAGAGAUCUUCUGCCCAACAUGUUUGCUAUGGAAAUGGGACAUCAUGGAAAACAGGCUCAACAUCCGGCCUAAUUAUCACUGGACAACAGUGAAACGUGAGGGCAUUAGUGCAAGUAUGGAGAGGAAACAGGUUUUAAGACCCAUUUUCUGAGGCUUUAUAUGGAAUCUCCCAUUUCCAUUACCUCUGAACCCUCCACUCCCAUCAGUCCAUAUGCCUCUAUGGCUUAAGUAUGCUUUUACAUCACGUCCAGAUUGACAAUGUCAACUUGUCAAUAUUUGUCACUUGGAGUGAGAGUCAGUGGAGUGUUGAAGUUUGGAGGUCUGACUGUCAAAUGGAGUGACCAUUGGAGCCCUUCUGUGCAUUCAUGCAUUUGGUGAGGUCAUUUGGCAACAAGCGUAAACAACAAAAUCCCACCAUGUCAGAGAGACAGGUGGUCCUGACUCCUAACUGAAAACACCUGAUUCACACUAUAGGGCACAACCAAUCCAAGCCAAGCAGAUCUGUACUGGGCUGGCCUGGUUACACAACCACCAUAUAGCUGGUGUAACCGUGCUGGAAAGAUCAAUGUGUAAAGACAAUAUCCGAACCAGCACAGUGCAGUUGGGAUUGGCCCUGUACUAUGAGUCAGUCAAAAUAUUUCCAUUAGACAGCUGUGGAACAGGUAAAAGCCUCAGAAUGCAGCUCUAAUGCUACCAUGUCUGUUAUACUACAUCUCAUUUUAUUUGAACUGUAUUAGCAGUUCUCUCCUCUCCUGCAACUGCGUAAAGGAUGGACACCAAUUUUGUCACCAAAUUCUGUGUGAGACUGAAAAGAGAGAUCUCACUGUCAGCGGUAAAACAUAAACUGUAUACCGAGCUCUCAAAAAGCUGGCUAUACGUGCCCCUAUAGGACUUAAAUAGAUAACACUGGACUAAAAUCCAAUGAUAUGGUGAUUACAAAAUGUUGCUAGAAUUAGCAGUAAUAAUUGAACACCAACAGCGCAUAUUGACUCAGAAUCGGAUGUUUACCGAAUGAAUCAUCAUCGGUGAUCGGCAUUUGAUGAUGUCUCUACAGUUAGUCGUUAGUCAACAAUAGGCCAGUUCAGCCACAGGUACCUGCUUCAUGCAUGUAUGCAUACUGUAUAUGUACAUAACCUACUCUCAGUUUCCUCGGCCUCCCCAUAUAAGGGCGUGCAUGGUUGUUAGGGGUCUACUUUUCGAGGAGAGGGUUCCUGGUUGCCAAGGAGACCCUAAAGCUAUGAGAGUAGAGUCGAGAGGGCUGCGGAUUAUGCCUGGAUUGUAUUAGCAGGAGCAGGACAGCUGGAGAUGUAGGGACUCAUUUCCUAAGCAGGCCAGGGCACAGCGCUGUGCCCACAUAGGGAUACUACUGAGGGGAAAUCCCAGAUUAGAUGGCUGCUGGCUGCUGCCAGUACGCACUCAUUAUUACACAGUCUUAUGUAGAAACAUUUUAAAUAGUGUUUUUUACAUUGGAAAAAAUUAGAGACUCAGAGCUAGAAAAUUGUAUAUCAUACACUACAGUUGAGGAACAAUGGGAAAUUAAUUCUGCUUUGAAAGUUGAUAAACUUGUAACCCCACUUUUGAGAACAUCUACUGGAGAGCUCUUCUUUGUCUACACCCAUUCAGCAUAAUUCACAACCUCUUAAGCCUUAGCUCCACCCAUCUCUCUAAGGAUUCACAUGUGCUAAACAGUGUACUAAACAACCAAAUAUUUAAAGACUAAAGGCUGGUUUAUACUACGUCUAUCGACAUGUCUGUAGACAGUUGUCGCAGUGACAUCAUGAACAUUCUAUUGUCGUCCGACAUCAAACUUGUUGUUGUCAUUAUGAAAAAGUAUAAACACAAAAACGACAGGCUGGUGGUGCAAAAUAGCAUAACUGGUGUAUUUUAACACCAAUAAACCCAUCCGUUUAAAAAUGAAUUCAGUAUAUGUCAAUCUAGCAUACCAGGCAACUAAAAGCAACUUUCUAAACAAUGUUUUGGUUAGUUUCUAGCUUGUUAGCUAGCUAGCUAACACUAAGUUAGCUGGCUAGGCAGUUCAAAUAAUGACUAAAUCAUAGCUGACAACGUCUUAACUUUAGCUAAUAUUUAUUAAUUAUUACAGGAAAAUAAACUCAUUAUUUACAAGUUAAUGGCGAGCUAAUUACAGAAAUAGCUUACGGUUGUGAGUGUGCCGAAAUAAAAGCAGGGCAUUCUAUCGGAGCAGGGCAUUCUACCAAAGCUGUUAUCAAGGCAAAGGGUGGCUACUUUGAAGAAAUGUGUUUAACACUUUUUUGGUUACUACAUGAUUCCAUAUGUGUUAUUUAAUAGUUUUGAUGUCUUCAUUAUUAUUCUACAAUGUAGAAAAUAGUAAAAAUAAAGAAAAACCCUGGAAUGAGGAGGUGUGUCCAAACUUUUGACUGGUACUGUAUAUGUAUUUACUUAUGAUGAUAUGAGCUUUUUACAUAAUACUUACAAACAAUGAAAUAAUGAUUCAUAAGCAGUUCAUGAGCAGAACUUAAGCUAAAAUGCUGAAUCAUUGCACUAUGGAGAGACAGCCAUUUGAUCAUAGUUGUAGAUGUUGAUUGAUUGUUCUUCUUCCCAGGGGGGCUACGUCAGUGGUAUUUCGCACUGAGGAGAAGCAGACACAGAAGCCCUAUGCUGCAAAGGUCCUCAAGAAGACUGUGAGUCCUUCCUUCGGCCAUUUUGAACAUCUGAGUUACACUAAGUAUCAUAUCAUAUUAAUGCAUAUUAAUCAAUUUCAGAUUGACAAGAAAAUAGUGCGGACUGAAAUUGGAGUUCUGCUGCGACUUUCCCACCCAAAUAUUGUAAGAGUUCACCGUUUUCUUUUACCUUUAUUGUUAUCUGAGACACCACUUUCAAAAAAAAGACUAUCCAUGAUUGACAUUUCUAAGACUAUCCAUGAUUGACAUGAACUAUAGUGGUGACUUGUUGUAGGACACUAGUAACUAGAAUGUUUUUGACAUACACUGAAAAAAUAUAUAAACGCAACAUGCAACAAUUUCAAAGCUUUUACUGAGUUAGAGUUCAUAUAAGGAAAUAAAUUCAUUAGGCCCUAAUCUAUGGAUUUCACAUGACUGGGAAUACAGAUAUGCAUCUGUUGGUCACAGAUACCUUAAAAAAAAGGUAGGGGCGUGGAUCAGAAAACCAGUCAGUAUCUGGUGUGACCACCAUUUGCCUCAUGCGGCGCGACACAUCUCCUUCACAUAGAGUUGAUCAGGCUGUUGAUUGUGGCCUGUGGAAUGUUGUCCCACUCCUCUUCAAUGGCUGUGUGAAUUGGCGGGAACUGGAACACGCUGUCGUACACAUCGAUCCAGAGCAUCCCAAACUAGGUGAUAUGUCUGGUGAGUAUGCAGACCAUGGACGAACUGGGACAUUUUCAGCUUCCAGGAAUUGUGUACAAAUCUUUGCGACAUGGGGCUGUGCAUUAUCAUGCUGAAACAUGAGGUGAUGGCGGCGAAUGAAUGGCACGACAAUGGGUCUCAGGAUCUCGUCACGGUAUCUAUAAUAAAAUGCAAUUGUUGCCCAUUCCAUAACCCCACCGCCAACAUGGGGCACUCUGUUCACAACGUUGACAUCAGCAAACCACUCACCCACAUCUGCCCAGUACAGUUGAAACUGGGAUACAUCCGUGAAGAGCACACUUCUCCAGCGUGCCAGUGGAAUUUUUUUAUAAUUUUUUAGUUAAAAACACAUUUUUAUUUACAAUGACGGCCAAUUGCAUGCUCCCUCGAAACUUGAGACAUCUGUGGCACUGUGUUGUGUGACAAAACUGCACAUUUUAGAGUGGCCUUUUAUUGUCCUCAGCACAAGGUGCACCUGUGUAAUGAUCAUGCUGUUUAAUCAGCUUCUUGAUAUGCCACACCUGUCAAGUGGAUGGAUUAUCUUGGCAAAGGAAACAGGGAUUUAAACUAAUUUGUGCACCAAAUUUGAGAGAAACAAGCUUUUUGUGGAUAUGGAAAAUGUAUGGGAUCUUUUAUUUCAGCUCAUUAAACAUGGGAUUGCAUUUAUAUUUUUGUUCAGUGUAUAUUGUUUUGUUAACCAUUUCUAAGAGCAUGAUUAAAACUUUAAUGGUGACUUCUUCUUUCUAGUAGCAUUAAUGUUUUUGAAAUGUUGUCUUGUGUUUUUCCAACAUUUAGUGGUUUUCUCAAUCUCAUCUUCCUCUCUAACCUGUGGUUUGGGCCCUCAGAUCCGCCUGAAGGAGAUUUUUGAGACGGAGACCGACAUCGCCCUCAUCUUGGAGCUGGUUACCGGAGGGGAACUCUUUGACAGGUGAUUACGCCCAAAAAUAUGCCACCCCCAUGACCCCGUCUAAACCCCAAAUUCUUGCUGAAAUUGGUUUCACUUCGGCGGGGCCAGAGGUGGAACCAGUGGCCUCACGCGAUCCCCCCCGUUCCAUUUCCCUGCUUUGUCAUUAGCAGAAAUGUAUGACACAGGCUUUAUUGAGAUGCAGAGUAUAAAAGGAUUAGAAAAUGACAUUUGUAAUGGCCCUCACCAGCACUGUUGCCAAGGAAACGAUUAGAAGACUGGUUGGAGCACAGGCCCCACCCAAUCUGUAGAACUCAUUAUGAAUAUUACGCAAUAUCAUAGACCCUUUCUCUACUGUUCUUUUGUAUUUUGGUAUAAUAGCACUGUAACCAAAUUAAAUUGUUUUUUAAUCUCUUUAUCCUACUAUCACCUUAUAGGUUUAGCAAAGUUUGACAGUAACAACUGCCUACAAUUCUCUCCAUGUUUUCUGACUUUCACAGAGUUAAGAAUGGAAGAAUCUCUCAAAGUGGGGCAUUUGAACUCUGUGUAACGUUUUGACUCCUUGUCCGUUUGUCUCUUUCAGGAUUGUGGAGAGAGGGUACUACAGCGAGAGAGAUGCUGCCCACGUCAUCAAGCAGAUUCUGGAGGCAGUGGCGGUAAGAGAUGUGAUUGAAUGGCCACUGAUGAGCUAUUGAGUAGGACUGUGCCUUAUGAAAUCAAAUGCCUUGGAAUUUAGAAUGAAUUCUUAGAUGCACAUCACGCCUCUAUGCAGAGAAGAGAGAGAUGCUGUUCCUGCUGCGUGUCUUGUCUUUCAGUAUAAUUGCAUCAUUUGGCUUCAAUAGAAAACAGGUCAACAUGGAGCUGAGGGAGACUUUUCAGUGUUGACGUUUUGACAAAGCUUGUUCAGUCGAGACAGGUCUCUUAUCCUUAGGAAAAUCGUAGGAAAAUACACAUACUUUAAGGCUUAAAGCUCAAUUUGUUUCAAGUUUGCUCUUAUCCAGGGGCUACUGUGUCCAGUCACUGCACUGAAUUUUGAGACUUAACGGUACACUUACUUUGAGUCAUAAUCGCAUUUCAUCUUAAAGGUCAAUAUGUUCAGAUUGUUAUUUUUGGUGUGGGCGAGUAUGUGCAACUGCAAUCACUGCACUUAACUUGCAGUCGGCGUUGAGUGGUAUUUCAGGCAGAAUGAUACCUGAACCCCAAAAAUAGAAGAUUAUCAUUUAGCCAGUGGAAAAUGCCACUAAACAAUGUUUUGGGGUUUAGGACUUGGCAAUGGCAUCAAUGAAUAUCAACGAGAAGAUUAGUGUGAGAGCCUUUAUUUGGAAAUACAAUGUAUUGUAAUCCCAGGAUACAGGCAGCUAGGGGCUUGGCUGCACACACACUCACACUCACACGCCACGCACACACUAUGUUUCUCUGGGCGGUAGAUAUGGGUCAGAUGUGUCGUCAGAUAGGUGUGUGGCAGAUAGGUGUGUGUGAGUGUACGUGUGUUUGAGUGACUCUACGCACGUGUGUGUAUCUGUGCGCAAGUGUGUUUAGUGCACCACAAGUGUGAAUUAAUCCUCUCAGAGAUCCAUCAAAAUCCCCCCCCCCCCCCACUCUUAAUCUUCUGACCAAGAGAGGUAGCAGGGAUGUGGGCUGCCUGUUAUGUAACAGUGCUAGCGAGUACGUGCCUGUGUGACAACCAACCAAACCGCUGCUGUGCGGCCCAUAAAGCCUGCUUUUGGUUUCUAAAGCAUGCUUAACGCUGGUGGCUGUGUGGUGGAAUACAUUUAAUCCACGCGUGCUUUUAAUCUGAAGUAAGGGUUCAUCAUUUGUUUAUGAGUGUUCUUGUGUGUGUGUGUGUGUGUGUGCAUGGAGGCGUGUGUGUGAGAGUGACAGAGAGAAGGGGCAAUGCAGAGUUCAAGUUUGGAGUUUUGUUUAUGUGUGGGUGGACAAGCAUAACCACUCAUGCCAUCUUUCUGGGGUUUCUUCCCCUCACUGCGUCAUCUCAUAGUUAAUCACCUCAGAGCUACUUAUAAUGUCAUAAUGUUGUAAAUAUGAUUGCUGAGUAUAUAUGCACUGCAUGUUCCCUAUAUACAGUUAACUACCAAAAUAUAAGAAACACUGAUACAAAGUAUAUUGAAAGCAGGUGCUUCCACACAGGUGCGGUUAACAUCCUAUAAUGCUUAGGGUCAUGUAUAAAAAUGGCCAGUUAUUUAUUAUUAUUUUGCCUAACAUGGCUAGAAGAAGAGAUCUCAGUGACUUUGAAAGAGGGGUCUAAAACGAGCAUAGGUGGUUUAACACUUAUGGGAGAUUCUGGAGCGGCGCCUGAGACAGCGUUUUCCACCACCAUCAACAAAACACCAAAUUAUGGAAUUUCCCGUGGAAGAAUGGUGUUGCAUCCCUCCAAUAGAGUUCCAGACACUUGUAGAAUCUAUGCCAAAGUGCAUUGAAGCUGUUCUGGCCCAACGCCCUAUUAAGACACUUUAUGUUGGUGUUUCAUGUAUUUCGGCAGUUACCUGUACAUCAUACCUGCCAUGCGAGACAUAUAAUAAAGCUCCUGUCUUGCACGGUACCAACACAUUUUAUUGCUUCAUAUUGUGUGGUGUGAGCCCCGUGAAAUGUACAUUUGUUUUACAUUUUAGUAAUUUAUCCAGAGCGACUUACAGGAGCAAUUAGGGUUAAGUGGCUUGCUCAAUGACAGAUUUUUCACAGUCAGCUCGGGGAUUCAAACCAGCAACCUUUUGGUUACUAGCCCAAUGCGCUUAACCACUAGGCUACCUGAAUGGAACAUUUAUUUUUUCCAUUUGGCAUUUUGCCUCUGUGUGUAGGCCUUUCUAUAGGGAUAGUCUGUGUGUAACGAAUCGCCAUAGACAUCAAGGUGACCCCCCCCCCCCCCCCCCCCCCCAUCGUUCUGUACUGUAUCUAGCAGGCUGGUCCCAAUUCUCAGUGUUUUUUGUCAUCUCGUUAAAAAACAACAUCUGUCCAGAGCCCAGCCACACAAACUUAAUUAACACAGCUCGACACCGCUAUGAGUCAUGGGUGUACUUUGGGCCCUCCCCAGCCAGCCAAGCUAGCGUUCUGCGGUGCAGAGCCAGCGCUAAUGGUGGCUGAUUCUCUGAUUUACGACCUUUCUCCCAGGCAGACAGAGCCAGAGCAUCUCAGGGGAGAUGGGUUCAAAAGGUUCUGAGCGAGGACCCAUCAAUAGCCAGUCUGGCAGGGGAGUGAAUAAAGUUUUCCAUUAGAACAAAUAGCAGUCAGGCCAGGCACUUAGUGCCGAUGCUAACUAACUAAUGGCAGACCCAGGGCGUAACCACAGGCUUUCUCGGAGACGUCGCUGGCUAAUUUCCCAGAAUGAGUCCCAGCGUUCGCAGCCAGGAAGGGAAGUGUGCGGUAAUGACAAGUGAGCGUGGCACUCCGUGGGUGUUGUUAGCCGCCCCAGUAGGCCUCAACGGGUAGUCACCGUGGAAACUGGGCAAAUAUUUUGACUAGGCAAUUAUAAGUCUCCUCAUAGGGCCUCUCUGUACCUUUACUAGAGAGGUCCUGACCUUAGCACAAUCAUGAUGAUGACUGUCCAAAUGACAGACCUUAUGAAGACCCAGUGGUGGAAAAAGUACUCAGUUGUCAUACUUGAGUAAAAGUAAAGAUACCUUAAUAGAAAAUGACUGAAGUAAAAUUGAAAGUCACGCAGUAAAAUACUACUUGAGUAAAAGUCUAAAAGUAUUUGGUUUUAAAUAUACUUAAGUAUCAAAAGUAAAAGUAAAGGUAUAAAUCAUUUCAAAUUCCUUAUAUUAAGCAAACCAGACGGCACAAUUUUCUUGUUUUUUAUUUAAUUACGGAUAGCCAGGGGCACACGCCAACACUCAGACAUAAUUUACAAACGAAGCAUUUGUAUACAGACUUGGGAUGUCCCCGACUAAAACAGAUCUUGGUCGACCGUGAGUCAUCCUGUUCUUUCGACCAAUCGAUUGGUCGAAAUGUUUAAACUGAUCUUUUCCAUAUAUAGACAGACACACCCUAUGUGUUUGAAUAAAACCAACUACAUAUGCACUGAGCUUGUCUGAUGCUUUAAGCACACUGUUUGAUUAAAUAAUUAAGACACACAAAUGACUCAUUGUGUUAAAAAAUAUGACAGCGAGUGCCUGUGUGACUGGCACAUGUUGUCUCUCUCCUCCUUACUGCAGUGAAAAGGCACCACAGCACAGCAAGUGUUUAUUGCACUGUCCGUGCUGAAGCUGCAACAUAAUUUCAGCCAUUUAGUUUCAUACUUGUUUCUGACUGAAAAGUUCUGUUACCGAAAUCCCUAAUUUGUUUAGGAAAAACAUUCCAUAUUCCCUCAACCCUUGCUCUCUUUACGUGAAACAUUGCAUGCAUGUGACCAAUUGGGCCUGACCUAUAUCCUAUCAUGAUCACAUCAAUACAUUGGUUAAACUCCGAACACAGUAAUGUCGACAGCAAAAUGGAUGCGGAGGACAUGAAAAAGAAACUUGAAACGGGCAAAUGUUUACUGGUUGCUCAGGAGGGAAAGGGGAAGUCAGGUCUGUGGAAGACAUUUGACUUUGUAAACUACUGGAGAUCAAUAAAAAGGAGGGUAUAGGAGCAAGCAUUGUGUGAGUAUUAUGUGUGCCAAACAGUUGCUGUUAGAUUGCAAUAUUAUUAUUUUUUCUGUGUCAAGCCCUGGCUCUGGGGACUCUUAAAUGUUGAGCCAGGGUGUGGACUUGUUAUGUUUAGUUGUCUAUGGGUGUUCUAGUUCACAUAUUUCUAUGUUGGCCAGGGUGGUUCCCAAUCAGAGGCAGCUGUUGCUUGUUGUCUCUGAUUGGGAACCAUACUUAGGCAGCCUGUUGGCACUUUUGUUUUGUGGGAUCUUGUUCCGGAAGGUUUGUGUAUUUAACCUAGGACUUCACGUAUCGUUUAUUGUUUUGGUUCGUUGUGUGUACAAGUAAUAAAGAUGUACGCUUCUCACGCUGCGCCUUGGUCCGCUUCUUCCCAUAACGAUCGUGACAUUCUGACCAUUUGGAACAGUGUAAACAACACUAAAUAAAUAAGUGUACCAGAGAGUCUGUUCUAACGAAAAAUAUAUAAUAUAUAAAGCCUUUAUUACAGCAGACUAAAAACAGUUGCAUGCUUUUGUGAAUUGCGGUUUAUUUAUUGUUUAGGCGAAUUAUUCAAGCUCCCUUUGUUCUUUAAUUUAAAAAGGAAAAUGCUUGAUUGCAGUUCAAAGCAUGAAUGUCUCCUAUGUUGUGUGAUGGCAUGAAUGAAUGGAUGAUUGAUUGAUUGAUUGAUACAGUAGCCUAUACAGUAUAUUGAAAUAUAGGCCUAAGUAAGUUACGGUAUUAAGACUAAGAAUAAACGGGAUGCACUCUUAGGCCUACAGCUCAAUGGUGGUUAUACAAGGCUACUAUACAAAGCCUACUAAUGAUAACGACAUUACUUAUUAUUAUAAUGAUGAUCAUAAUAAUAGUUGUAAUAAUAACAAUAAGAAGGAGAUCUAGAAAAAGGAGGGUAUAGGAGCAAGAGCUGCAUGCAUAUUAUGUGUGACAAACAGAUGCCAUAAGAUUACAAUAUAAUUUUUCUGCCUGUUUGGAACAGUGUAAAAAAACACUAAAUCAAUUAUAAGUAACACCAGUCUGUUCUAACGACAAAAAAAUUGUAAAGCCUUUAUUACAGCAUAGCAAAGAUUAAAAACAGCAGAAUCUGUGAAAUUGCUUUAUCCGACAUUUUGCCUUUGCAUGAGUAGGCUAUUAAACAAACACUCAAACAGGAAACAGAAGCAGGAUCUGUCUUAUUUCUGUAGAUAAAUAUGGAUGAGUUAUAAAGCCAGGCACAUUUAACAGUUUGGCUACUGAUUAUAUACCUAAUUAAGUUGGGGUUUGCGCUCACCUCAAUUUACACAAUUAGGCAAAGACCUAUUCGCACGGGACUAGUAUUACUAGAGAACAUUGGUUAUGUGAUUAUUACCCCAGAAUGUCAGAAGAUUCGGACGGGAUUAGUUUUUUCCAAAUUGCCCCCUUGUAAAUCUUUAUUUUUUUUCAAAUAAAUUGACAGUUAUGAGGAAAGCCUUGAUGUUUUUUUCUAGGUGUGAAUAUAUUUCAACAAGUCCAGGCGAUAACAGGGCUACACUGAUAACUUGAGCUCGGUUCCCAAGUUUCUAAACCAUACCAAACCAUCUUUGGUAUAGUGUCGCCAUAAUAUUUGAAUUGAGGAAGUGUGAUCAUAAUCAUUAGGAUAUUUUAGCGAUCCGCAGUAGACGUCCUAAAUGCCCCCAGCCUUCAGAUCUGAGCUAAACAGUGCACUUGCACUUGAGAUGGGUUUUAAGGCUAUGGAUGCGAAAGUGAAUGUAUCCUUUCCAAACGUUUAGGUCAGUUGUAUGCUGCUUUGCGAGCUAUUAACAGCAAGGAUUACAUUAAAUAGGCGCAAUAUUUUUUACUGACGCAUUUGGCAAUAUUCAAUUAAUACGCACAAAACAUAUGAACAAAAGCAUUCACUGUGAAAGUUGAUACAUGUAGGCCGUUCAUAUAUAGGCUUUGCGCAACACUUCGUUCAAUUUAUCCAAUUUAUCGAAUCAGUUAUUGUUUUCUUGCUCAAACCGUGAGCAACACCUGUCAAACCCAGACAUUUCUCUCAAAACCUAGGGAUGUCGAUUCGCACGGGACUAGUAUUAUCAGAGGACCUUGGAGGUUGCCAAAAAACAGUAGGUUAUUCUGGCUGGAAUUGUUACUCUCCUGCCAUGUACAAAUUACUACCAUGGCAGAUUCAGACGGGACUAACAUUACAGAUGUGGUGUUUUGUGCUUGGAGGUUGCCAAAAAAACAGUAGGUUAUUCUGGCUGGAAUUGUUACUCUCCUGCCAUGUACAAAUUACUGCCAUGGCAUAUUCGGACGGGACUAAAAUUACAAGUGUGGUGUUUUGUCCUUCACAGGUCCUCAACUGGCAGCUUCAUUAAAUAGUACCCGUAAAACACCAGUCUCAAUGUCAACAGUGAAGAGGUGACUCCGGGAUUGCUGACCUAGGCAGUUGCAAAGAAAAAGCCAUAUCUCAGACUGGCCAAUAAAAAGAUGGGCAAAAGAACACAGACACUGGACUUUUUCUUUGCAACUCUGCCUAGAUGGUCAGCAUUCCGGAGUCGCCUCUUCACUGUUGACGUUGAGACUGGUGUUUUGCAGGUACUAUUUAAUGAAGCUGCCAGUUGAGGACAUGUGAGGCGUCUGUUUCUCAAACUACACACUAAUGUAUUUGUCCUCUUGCUCAGGUGUGCACCGCGGCCUCCCACUCCUCUUUCUAUUCUGGUUAGAGCCAGUUUGCGCUGUGAAGGGAGUAGUACACAACGUUGUACGAGAUCUUCAGUUUCUCAGAACAAGAAUAGACUUACGAGUUUCAGAAGAAAGUUAUUUGUUUCUGGCCAUUUUGAGCCUGUAAUCGAACCUACAAUUGCUGAUGCUCCAGAUACUCAACUAGUCUCAAGAAGGACAGUUUUAUUGUUUCUUUAAUCAGCACAACAGUUUUCAGCUGUGCUAACAUAAUUGCAAAAGGGUUUUCUAAUUAUCAAUUAGCCUUUUAAAAUGAUAAACUUGGAUUAGCAAACACAACGUGCCAUUGGAACACAGGACUGAUGGUUGCUGAUAAUGGUCCUCUGUACCUAUAUGCCUAUGUUGAUAUUCCAUUAAAAAUCAGCUGUUUCCAGCUACAAUAGCCAUUUACAACAUUAACAAUGUCUAUUUUAUGUUAUUUUAAUGGACAAAAAAAUUGCUUUUCUUUCGAAAACAAGGACAUUUCUAAGUGACCCCAAAUUUUUGAACGGUAGUGUAAGUAGUAAAGUAAAGUACAGAUACAACCGCCCCCCCCCCCCCCACCCUACUUAAGUACUUUACACCACUUUGAAGACCCGGUCUGGUCGAACAGCUGUUGCCAAUAAACCACAUGGGAGCAUUGGCUGUAAUGUACAGAGAUCAUUUUACUGUCCUAAUGAGUGUUCUGUAACCAUGUAAUGAGGAUAUUAGUAGCCUGACCAGGCCAGUUCACUGCCCAGCACUGUGGCCGAGCUAAGCCAGCUCCAUCAUGAUCGGAUCACUCCACCAAAAACCCAGAACAUGCGAGGAAACAAACACAGACAUAUUACCAAACUUGCAUAAACUACAAACUUGCCAGAAAUAAAAGAUUGGGGAACUUGAUCAGUGCAAUACUGGUGUAUUGAUAGGGAAGAACAUAGGGGUUCAACAAUCAACAGUCCUUAGAGCAACAUUUUAAUAACUGAAAACCUUAUUCCUACCUGAACCUCUGGUUGAUUCUUUGAGUGCAAGUCCAAGGAAAUGUGUAAUCCAAUAGAAAAACAUUUAAAGUCAAUAAUCCAACAGAAAUCCAAAAGGCCAUUAUCAGGCCAAGAACGUAUAUUAACACAUUCUAUUCAUAGUUCCAUAAUUUCAUUUUUUUGUAGGGGCAAUGUUUCCUUUCAAUUUACUCUUACGCUUUCAUGGUAUAGUUAGAAAACGACAACACAAUCCGGUAGUUAUAGUUGGAACUCUCUUGACUCUUGAGUGACAGGGAGGAUGGUAAAAGCAGUCUAGCAGUCUCUGAGCUGCUGCAGCAGUGGGUCCUAUCUGUGGAGUCUAUUUUAGAUCAGGUGUUGCUCAUUUACAGUUUCAAUUCAUCCUGCCAAGUGAUGCCCUGAUUGGUCUGAAUCCCUCAGGUCCCACAGCAAUUCUCUCCUCAAGCUACCAUCGCUGCCUCCGUUUGACAUGCUCUCUGUUCUUCAAGUUUCAAUGCCUGAACAGAUCUGUCAUCUAGUCCACACACGUUAUCGUUGACUUGAACUAAAAGGGACUUGUUCUCUUGGUAGAAGUGUGCGUAGUUAAAAAGGCACUGUCUCUCUUAGGACACUGAGCUUUUUUUGUACUCAACUACCACUUAAACUCUAUUUAAAGGUGGCAGAACUCGCUUCCAGCUGCAUAACUGUGACAGCUCCUGGGUUGGGGUGCCCUUGAUUACUAGGGCUAUAACAAUACGUGGGAUGACCUGGUAUAACUAGGGCUAUAACAAUACAUGGGAUGACCUGGUAUUACUAGGGCUAUAACAAUACAUGGGAUGACCUGGUAUAACUAGGGCUAUAACAAUACAUGGGAUGACCUGGUAUAACUAGGGCUAUAACAAUACGUGGGAUGACCUGGUAUAACUAGGGCUAUAACAAUACAUGGGAUGACCUGGUAUAACUAGGGCUAUAACAAUACAUGGGAUGACCUGGUAUAACUAGGGCUAUAACAAUACAUGGGAUGACCUGGUAUAACUAGGGCUAUAACAAUACAUGGGAUGACCUGGUAUUACUAGGGCUGUAGCAAUACAUUUUGAUAGCAUGUACAGCAAGGGUGUCCAAUCUAAUCUGCCAAGGAACGGUGUGGGUGCAGGCUUUGCUCCAACCAAAGUAGUUUUGCAUCGUGACUCAUUCAGAGGUAAAUCAUGUUGUAUCCUUGAGUAUCAAUCCAGUAUUGAAUCAUAGUUCUGUCAGGUGAUUACAACCCUAUUGAUUUCCAUUCGGUAGAGGCUUGACUCAGUUUAACAGUAUCCCUGUUACCUGAGCUCUGCUGGCCAGAGAAGGUGGCCUCUUAUGAUCCCAUAUAUUGUAUUACAUGACUGAAAAGGUUUACCCCAUUUUGAAAAACUGAAAACGAAAUGCUCAUGGUAAAAAAAAGAGACAGUUUCUUCUAAUUGUUGUUGUGGCAUUUUAGAACGUCAUUCCAAACUACAGUAUCUACUAGUUAUGUCACGCUGACUUGCAACUUACAGUCAGUGCUUUCAACUAAUGUUGCAACUGUUUUGUUCUCUUGUGUUUGUGUCACAGUAUUUACAUGAGAAUGGGGUGGUGCACCGUGACCUGAAACCAGAAAACCUUCUGUACGCUGACCUCUCCUUGGACGCCCCGCUUAAGAUAGGUAACUACAUGUACCUGUAGGCUGUUACACACCUGACACCUUCCUAGAUCAACUGACUGUCUCCAAGAUCAACUGACUGUCUCCUAGAUAAACUGACUGUCUCCUAAAUGAACUGACUGUCUCCUAGACAAACUGACUGUCUCCUAGAUAAACUGACUCUCCUAGAUAAACUGACUGUCUCCUAGAUAAACUGACUGUCUCCUAGAUAAACUGAAACCUUCCUAGAUCAACUGACUGUCUCCUAGAUAAAUAUGUGUUGGCACUGAUGACAGUGCCACUGUUGGCAUUUUGGGAAUGUCACAUAUGAAACUUCCAAAUUUGUAUUUAUUUAAUUAUUCUCAUAUUACAGAUGGGGAAAGAUGUGUCUUGGUAUUCAUUCAUUACUAGUCUCUCCCCCAUCCAUAACUGAAGUUACGUCUGUUGGGACAUUAGGUAUACUGUAUGAGGCAUUCUUCUGGUGCGCAGUUUUUUGCAUUACUGAUUAUUUGGACUAAUCGCAAUUUCGCAUGGUGGCAUCUUUCACAUUUCGGAAGGGGAGGGGUUAAUUUGGCCCAAAGAUUGCCAAGAAGAUUUCAGAGGAGGGGGUGUUGACUUCGCCACUCGCACUAGGCGAAAAGUCUCAACGCUUCCCCCAAAACCAAAUCUCGAAUUUGAUUCUGGAUUCCAAGAUGAAUUCAUUACUGGCAGGAGUCGGGGAUCUGGACGUUUGAUAUAGCAUGAGCUACUUUGUUUACUACUGUACCUCGUGUUAUUGAUGUCCGUUCCAUUACUCCUAAGUAAUGGUUUGGUCACUAAAUUAACUAUCCCUCUGUAUCACACAGAACAUGUAACAUAAAUGAUAAAACAAUUAAAGAUGAUAAGGCCAAUGCUUGUCUCAUCCAUGCUUGUCUCAUAACUCCAAAAAGUUUUGGGACACUGUAAAGUCCAUGGAGAAUAAGAGCACUUCCUCCCAGCUGCCCACUGCACUGAGGCUAGGAAACACUAUCACCACCGAUAAAUCUACAAUAAUCGAGAAUUUCAACAAGCAUUUUGCUACGGCUGGCCAUGCUUUCCACCUGGCUACCACUACCCCGGCCACCAACUCUGCACCCUCCGCUGCAACUUGCCCAUGCCCCCCCCCCCCGCUUCUCCUUCACACAAAUUCAGACAGCUGAUGUUCUGAAAGAGCUGCAAAAUCUGGACCCCUACAAAUCAGCUGGGCUAGACAAUCUGGACCCUUUCUUUCUAAAACUAGCCGCCGAAAUUGUCGCAACCCCUAUUACUAGCCUGUUCAACCUCUCUUUCGUAACGUCUGAGAUCCCCAGAGAUUGGAAAGCUGCCGCGGUCAUCCCCCUCUUCAAAGGGGGUGACACUCUAGAUCCAAACUGUUACAGACCUAUAUCCAUCCUGCCCUGCCUUUCGAAAGUAUUUGAAAGCCAAGUUAACAAACAGAUCACCGACCAUUUUGAAUCCCACCGUACCUUCUCCGCUAUGCAAUCCGGUUUCCGAGCUGGUCAUGGGUGCACUUCAGCCACGCUCAAGGUCCUAAACGAUAUUAUAACCGCAAUCGAUAAUAGACAGUACUGUGCAGCCGUCUUCAUCGACCUGGCCAAGGCUUUCGACUCUGUCAACCACCGCAUUCUUAUUGGCAGACUAAAUAGCCUUGGUUUCUCAAAUGACUGCCUCGCCUGGUUCACCAACUACUUCUCAGAUAGAGUUCAAUGUGUCAAAUCGGAGGGCCUGUUGUCUGGACCUAUGGCAGUCUCUAUGGAGGUGCCACAGGGUUCAAUUCUUGGGCCGACUCUUUUCUCCGUGUAUAUCAAUGAUGUCGCUCUUGCUGCUGGUGACUCUCAGAUCCACCUCUACGCAGACGACACCAUUUUGUAUACAUCUGGCCCUUCAUUGGACACUGUGUUAACAAACCUCCAAACGAGCUUCAAUGCCAUACAACACUCCUUCAGUAACCUCCAACUGCUCUUAAACACUAGUAAAACUAAAUGCAUGCUCUUCAAUCGAACGCUGCUGGCACCUGCCCACCCUACUAGAAUCACCACUCUCGACGGGUCUGACCUAGAGUAUGUGGACAACUACAAAUACCUAGGUGUCUGGUUAGACUGUAAACUCUCCUUCCAGACUCACAUUAAGAAUCUCCAAUCCAAAGUUAAAUCUAGAAUCGGCUUCCUAUUUCGCAACAAAGCCUCCUUCACUCAUGCUGCCAAACAUGCCCUCGUAAAACUGACUAUCCUACCGAUCCUUGACUUCGGCGAUGUCAUUUACAAAAUAGCCUCCAACACUCUACUCAUCAAAUUGGAUGUAGUCUAUCACAGUGCCAUCCGUUUUGUCUCCAAAGCCCCAUACACUACCCACCACUGUGACCUGUACGCUCUUGUUGGCUGGUCCUCACUACAUGUUCGUCGUCAAACCCACUGGCUCCAGGCCAUCUAUAAAUCACUGCUAGGCAAAUCCCCGCCUUAUCUUAGCUCAUUGGUCACCAUAGCAGCACCCACCCGUAGUCUGCGCUCCAGCAGGUAUAUCUCACUGGUCAUUCCCAAAGCCAACACCUCUUUUGGCCGCCAUUCCUUCCAGUUCUCUGCUGCCAAUGACUGGAACGAAUUGCAAAAAUCUCUGAAGCUGGAGACUCCUAUCUCCCUAAUAAAUAAAAAAAAUAAAUAAAUGUACACUGAGUGUACAAAUCAUUAGGAACUCUUUCCAUGACAUAGACUGACCAGGUGAAUCCAGGUGAAAGAUAUGAUCCCUUAUUGAUGUCACUUGUUAAAUCCACUUCAAUCAGUGUAGAUUAAUGGGAGGAGACAGGUUAAAGAAGCAUUUUUAAGCCUUGAGACAAUUGAGACAUGUAUUUUGUAUGUGUGCCAUUAAGAAGGUGAAUUGGCAAGACAAAAUAUUUAAGUGUCUUUGAAUGGGGUAUGGUAGUAGGUGCCAGGCGCACCACUUUGAGUGUGUCAAGAACUGCAACGCUUUUGGGUUUUUCAUGCUGAAAAAAUCCAAUUUUUAUCAAGAAUGGUCUAGCACCAAAGGACAUCCAGCCAACUUGAAACAACUGUGGGAAGCAUUGGAGUCAACAUGGGCCAGCAUCCCUGUGGAGCACAUUCAACACCUUGUAGAGUCCAUGCCCCGACGAAUUGAGUCUGUUCUGAGGGCAAAAGGGGAAGCAACUCAAUAUUAGGAAGGUGUUCCUAAUGUUUUGUCCACUAACACUAAACCAUUCAAAUGUAUAAUAAUAACACUAAACCAUUAUCUGAUCUUCACAGCUGACUUUGGCCUCUCAAAGAUAAUAGAUGAGCAAGUGGCCAUGAAGACGGUGUGUGGCACGCCUGGAUACUGCGGUGAGUUAUAAAUUGACAGAUAUAUCCCAAUGUGAAUAUGAUUGUAGGAUCAGGGUCGUCUUGUGUGUUGUGACACUAACGCAGUGUUUAUUGAUUGGUGCUUCCCAUUGAACCAUAACAAAACAAAUUGCAAGGUCACACUAAUGAAGGGAAAUAGAGGUCACAGCGUGUGACUUUAAAGGGGCAACCCGGGAUUGGCUAGGAAAUAUUGAGAUAUAUUACAUAGAUACAUACAUUGUGAGAUUGAUAUCAGUCAAAUGAAUCAUCCUCAAACACAACAAAUUGUUGGGGCGCACUAUUAUUAUUUAUUAUUGAAAUAUAUAAAAUGUAAUAUGAGAUGGACGAGAGGAAUAAAGCACAGAAAGUUAGUGGGGUAAUGGGGAAACGAACAGCUGCCUCCAGGGGCAUAUGUGGUCCGUGGGCUGCAGCACUACAACUAGGCCAGCCCCCGGGGCCGCACGGUUUAAUGGAGGCUACAGCGGGCAGCUUUCAAGGAAAUAACAUUCAUAGUUCAUACUGUGUUUAUGAGGGACUAAUAUGAGUCAAAAUGAACUGUCCUGUGCCUGUGUGGGAGAUGACAGCUGGCUCUCACUCUCUCCCUCUCCAUCCCUCCAUCUCUCCCUCCCGCCGUCCGUCUCGCCCUGCAGCUCCAGAGAUCCUCAGAGGCAAUGCCUAUGGUCCUGAAGUGGACAUGUGGUCUGUGGGAGUGAUCCUGUACAUCUUGUGAGUAAAAAACAACAACUUUAAAAUCUGUCCCAAGAUCUGCGUGUACUCAGUGUGGGUAGCUGUCAAUCUGAUGACAAAUUGAAGUCCUCUCAUCGCAGUAUUGCAGCGAAUCUAAUCUUAGAUCUUUCCCUUUCUCCUAUGGAUUCUGGAUGUAAUAUGCUGUUUCAAGUAUAUAACAGAGGUCCCGUAUCUGUCUUUAAAACAAGUGAGAGUGAUGAAACAAACAAAUAAUUAAAGGGAAAUGUUGCCUCUGCCCUCAGGCUGUGUGGGUUCGAACCAUUCUUCGAUCCGAGGGGAGACCAGUACAUGUACAGCCGCAUCCUCAACUGCGACUAUGAGUUUGUCUCCCCCUGGUGGGACGAGGUCUCCCUCAACGCUAAGGACUUGGUAGGUUCCACCGUUUACUUCAAACAGAGGCUUUUAUUAUGAAAAACGCUUAUACUGUAUUUGAAGGUCUGCUUAUGAACAGCUAAUAGACAUUAUUGCUUUCUUUGCUAACGGUUGAAUUAUGUAAAUGUGGGUACAAGGGCUGUUAUUUGUUAUUGAUUACAAGACCUUUUAAUACAUGGGGCUCUAUUUUCAACUGGCGUUAAGGAGGCGCUAGUGUCAAACGCACGUUUGUUGGCAAUUUCGACCUAUGCCUCGAUCACACAACAUAACGCUGCGUUUGCCUUGCAGCAUUGCGUUACAGAGGCAGUUGCAGUGCGUUCUGUGUGGUGCAUACGUUGGAUUCAUUAAAUGUAUGCAUCAAACUAUAUGCGUAGACGGCUUGACAGAAAUGGUAGCAGAAGGUGAAUGUUGAACUUUUGUUGCACACAUAUCCAGAUGAUGCUGCGUCCCAUUUUGCGCAAUGACGCUGUCGGUGUGAUCGAGGCGUUACAGCCAGCACGUUGUUGCACAAGGAUUUUACCUGUCUUAUAUCAGAUCGCUUGCGCUCAGAUGGGAGGGGUGGAAAUAUUUUAGGUGUGUCCUUACAGGGCGGCAGGUAGCCUCGAGGGUAGAGCAUUGGGCCAGUAACUGAACGGUCGUUGGUUCAAUACCGAAGCUUUCUGUACCCUUGAGCAAAGGUCUUAACCCUAAUUGCUCCAGGGUCGCUGUACACUCACUGCGGAAGUCUCAGGGGGAGUUGGGGUAUGCAAUAAACACACUUGUGUGUAACAGGAAAAUUAAAAGCACCCCCCAAAUAAUAAAAAUGUGAUCCAAAGUGCUCAUUUCAGGCAGUGCAUGUGUCCUACACCCUCCAUGAUGUAGGCUACAUGUGCCCAUCGAGAGAUGAGAACCUUGGUUAAUACCGGUGAACCUAGUAUGUAGAAGUAACUUUCCUGUAUCAAUUGCUUGUUUCUUAUGUUGAAAAUCACUGAUUAAAAAAGAUAUACAAGGAUCUUGAGCAUACUCUCCAGUGGAAAACUGUUAUUGGGGAGGAGUCUAUAUUAAAGAAAAUUAUGUCAUAAAUGUGAACAUUCCAUUGAUAAUUUGGUGUGUCUAAAUCCAGUGUCACUUGGUGUUAGUACAUUUAAAUGAAGGGAAAUAACAUUCAGCAAAAUGAUUAAUCAUAUCACUUUAGUAAAUUAUUUUGAAAGGGUUGAUGACCUUAGAUUUGAGCAUUUGUGGCCUCCAUUUCAGAAAAUCAUUACUACUGGUGGCACAAUGUUAUAAUGGUUAAAAUAAUUGAAAGUCAUUAAGUUACCACUACAAAUACCCUACCAUACUAGUUGAUGUAGAAUGAGAUGAUGUACCCGAAAAAUAUAUAGAAAAAUGUAUAUGCCCAAAUGCCAUAGUAAUUCAAGAAUGACCCGUAUAUGACAAAUAUAAGAUGUAGAACAGUACUGUAACAUUUGUUAGGUUGUAAAAUUUAGUAAAAUGGAUAUGUAACCUUUCAUACAAUUUCUCUCAUGCUUCAUGGCCAGUUGGUCAAAAAGCCAUUACUGCUUGGCAUAUGUUGUAUAACCUCCUGCCAAACAAGCAUAAAACUCCCAAUAAAAAAUAAGCCUGACUUUUCUUCUGUGAAUCACUUGCUCUGGGCCGAAUUCAAUCAACUUUGCUUCAGCACCGUUAAUACAUUUUCUUUCUUUACACAACUACCGUCUUUAUCAGGCCUGGGUCAAAUACAUGUAAAAUACUUAUAAUAUUCGAGUUGUGCUGGAUUUAGUUUGGGGUUUUAGUUUUGCACUUUUGGGACUAUUCCAUUGCUGCCACUGUACAAGGUCAACUAAGUCAAAAACAACCUCUCUCCCGUUGGCUGUCCCCUCAGGUCAGUAAGCUGAUAGUGCAGGACCCCCACAAGAGGCUGACAGUGAAGGAGGCCCUGGAGCACCCCUGGGUACUGGGCAAGGCUGCCCGCUUCUCCCACAUGGACUCGACUCAGAGGAAGCUACAAGAGUUCAACGCCCGGCGCAAACUCAAGGUGAGCGAUGGGCUUGAUGUUGGGGCCCAGUAUGGGGGCAGAUGAGUGCUUUAUUUUUGAAUAAUAAAAAAUUGACCAAUGUAUAAAUUAGCAGCAAAAGUAGAUCUCAUAGCUGUUCCAAUAAUUUGAAAGAAAAACUUUUUUCAAAAGAAAUGUAGGGCUCGAUUCAAUCCGUAUCGCUGAAGUUCAGUGCUAUAGGGCGGCAGGUAGCCUCGAGGUUAGAGCAUUGGGCCAGAAACUGAAAGGAGCCGACAAGGUGACACAUAUGUCGCUGUGCCCUUGAGCAAGGCACUUAACCCCAAUUGCUCAAGGGGCACUGGACAAUGGUGAGCCUGGCUGUGACCUGCCACUCUCUGUGGGUAACUCAGGGGGAGUUGGGAAAUGCAAGAAACACAUUUCCAUUACACACUUGUGUGUAACAGGACAAAUAUAAGCACGCCCCAAAUUAUUAUUGAAAGUUAAUUUCUGAUUAAGUCGACUGAACGCAGUCUCAGCGAACAUUGCCUUUAAAUUUCAAUUGUGCUAUAACUCUGAACUUCAGCGACAUGGAUUGAAUUGAGCCCUCACUCAGAGUAAUGCACUUUUGAUGACAAUAGACAUCAACAAACAUUGCAGUUCUAAUGAUUGUAUGCUGUCCUGAUCCUCUUGGGAAAUGUAAGCUUGUGGCCCAACCAUCGUCUUGAUUGGAAUGUAUGAACCUAAUCACCACUAUUGUUACAUUGAAAUUCAGAUUCUGGCUGAAGCACAGCUGUAUGCCUUGUCUCUGAGGCUCUCGUGGCAGGCUUGGUGACUGACAGCGGUGUGCCAUGUUUCUCUGACUGCAGGCUAUCAUGAAGGCUGUGGUGGCCACCAGCCGUAUGCACGAGGGCUCCCGGCGGCGGACAGACAGCUGCGAUAUGCCCGGCUCCGACAAGACCACCUCCAGGCAGAGCAGCAUGCAGCAGGACCCUCCCCAAGACCAGGACCCUCCCCAGGACUCCCAGGAGGGCCAGGCCUGCCAGGGAACGGACACUGCCCAGACCCAGGAGGAGGACCAGUGCCCCCCGCCCCUCCCACCACGCUGCCCCAGACCCUCCACCACCACCCCUCCUCUACUGGCUGGAGCUCCUUCCCCCUCCUGCCCACCCACCAGGCCCCCGCUAAGGGGAGUUGAUGGACAGAGACAGAUGUCGGUCAUCCCUAAGACCGCAGUGGUACGGCCUAUGGUGCCCCAGAAGAGCUGCUCCUCUGUGGACUCCGCCACCACUAAGCGGGAGCCGUCCUUCCCGGUCCUGACCACUCCCCCGAGCCCCAAAAGCCUCGGCAACGGAUUCUCCACGGGGGUGGAGUCUGGCAGCAAAACAGCACAGUGUCAGUGA